AUGGAAGUUGUGACCUUCAUCCGUCAUCCGCGAAAACAUCCUCGAGUCCGCCGGAGCUCUGACGAGCGCUUCAGCGUCACGGUAAUGAUCCCCUUUCGCGCCUUGUUGGGCAUCCUCGUGCUCAGUGCUUUCGUGGCCGCGCAGCCUAUCCGCCGCAGUGAUGGCAUUCCCACAGCCGAGCCUGAGCUGCUCUCCAACUCGCUCAAUUCUCGCAUUUUCCUUUCGAAGCGCGCUAACGAUGCCGAGGUGCCGGAUAUUGCUGGAGGAGCUGGUCACGAAUACGGGGUCUGGUCGCAAGGCGACACACUGCGUAUCGCCACGUUCCUGGCAGGCGAUCACAACAUCUUUCCGCGCAACUCGCUCGCAACUCCCGCGGUGCAGCAGCUCGCGGCUGUCUACAGGCCGUACCAGCGAAACUUUCCUGCCCGUGGACUCCCCCGGGACGGCAUGAGUGCCGAUGCAAUCGUCACGAACCUGUUCGAGGUCAGUGGCCGUGACCGGCUUCGACAGAUGCAGGCCGUGCUAGGAACUGUGAUCGACAAUGCACUGGCAUUCCGGCUGGAUCGAACCCGGAUCCAAUACCUCGAGGCUUUGCGUCGUCGGUUCCACGUCUCCGAGCAAAUCUUGACGCCGACGGCGACAGAGAUCGGGGAUUUGGCAUUGACUAGGGUUCCAGCUCCUCCAGUGGAGUACGAUUCGGCGUACUUCAACAGGAUGGCCGAACACAUAGAAUGGGUGGCUCGUCGCAUGAACACUCGCCAGAUGAUCGUGACGAGGACCACGCCUCCGUUGGCGAUCAACUUUGCCCUUCUCGGACACCUCGAGGAUGAGCUCGACAGGGUCAUCUCGACCCCUUCCGUCCCUUCGCGCCAGCUCAACACUUUGCUGCGACUUCAUCCGCGCGAUGUUGCCGGAGAUGAGGCUGCGCAUCAAGGGGGUCCGACGCGCCAGCGCAGAGAUGCCUGGACCUCGUUCGACGACGAAAUUGCAGAGGAAGAAGCACUCGGCUCGAAUUUGAGCACGCCUCGCCGCAAGAUGUUGAUCAAGCGCCAGGCCGAUGUGCGAGAGCAUCUUGGUGGCCAGCCGUGGCCGAUGCGAGAGAUGUCCGUCGAGGAAGCGCUUGGUCGCAACGCUCUGGAACCGACGGAUCCGGGCGCCAUUCCUAUUGCCGAGUUCUGGCGUAGGAACAUCGACCUGCUGGCUCCCAUGCGUGGCAACGAACGACGCCGACAGCAACUCGCCGGCAUGUACGAGCAGUACCAGCAAGUUGUUCCGAUCACCGGGCGCGCCCUGAACUUCCAUGAUGCCAAUGCCAUCGUUGAGCAGACGUACAUGUCCGAGGGUCGCAAUAGGUUCCGGCACAUGACGCCCAUUCUCAGGUAUCUGGUGGAGCAUCGCAGCCAGUUGCGCCUCGACCCGGUGCGCGUGGCGUAUCUCGAGGCGUUGUUGGGCCGUUUCCGAGAGACCGAGCGGCUCUUGACGCCCAGCGCGGAAGAACACGCCAACGAGAUGCUCCGCCACGCUCGAAUCGGAGAAGAAGACUUCCGUGAUGUACAAGUGGUUCGGAAUACCCUCCAUGCAGUCAGUGAUGGCUCGGAGCGCAUUUUGAACCGACUCGGCUCGGCGAGGGAAAACCUUUGGCGAAUUCUGCAGGACCUGCGCUUUGUCAACCAUCUCGAGAAGGAGAUCGAGGAGAUUGUGGACAAUCCCGUUUCCCCUGCCGCACGCGGAGUCCGACGGUUAGUGCCGCGUGAUGGCAUCCAGGAUCAAGGAGCAGACGCCAGCAUUAACAAGGCCAAUACGAUCGAGGAGCGUGCCGUCAAGGAGCACCCGCACACAGACGAGGAGAUGCGAUUCGCCCUCAGCGGCAUCGGCAUGCACCUGCAGGACCAAGCCGCACGACCGAUCGCAUCUUGGCGCCUUUCCGACGCGAUGCUUCUGCUGCACGAUCGAGUUCCGCACGACCUCAAGGCGGUCCUCCGCGGUGGGUGGGUAGCCUACCGAGCCAACCAUCCUCGCAUUCCUUUCGAUCACGCUUUUCUCUCGGACCAGGUUCGUCUAGCGCCCUACUUUAACACCGACAGGGGCGCGCGAUUCGGAAGCGCCAUCCGCGUCAUCGACUCGUUGCUCAGCAGGCGAGGACGACUUCAGCUGACCGACACGGCUGUCGAGUACCUGGAAGCGCUCAAGGCUCGCUUUCAGCGGACUGCCGAGUUGAUGUUGCCUUUGCCGAGUGCGGUGCGAGCCGAGAUUCGGAACGAGUACAGCCAAGGUACGCCGCAGGAACACGAGCAGAUGCUGCGCAACCUGCUGUUCGAUCGCAACCUCCGCAUCAGGCGAAACGCGCGCGAGGUCAAUAUCGACGAGUCGCUUCUGAUGAGCUUCGAAAGCGAGAUGGACAUUUUCCAUCGCUUGCCGGUGGUGUAG
Messenger RNA from Moesziomyces antarcticus, 2427 nucleotides. RefSeq lists its product as uncharacterized. Bases 1 to 2427 code for a protein of 808 amino acids. The record is from RefSeq and is a predicted model, not a curated record. The transcript has a single exon. NCBI's taxonomy places the organism in Eukaryota, Fungi, Basidiomycota, Ustilaginomycetes, Ustilaginales, Ustilaginaceae.